AUGGCACCCAAGGUCGACGUUAACGACCCUGAAAAUGCUCGGCUGCUCGAGCUGUUUGCUUCGAUCUCGCUGACCGGGCCAAAGGCGAUCGACACGCUCAACAACCCCAAGCACACCGCCGCCAUCGAGGCAGCCAUCCAGCACCAUCAGCUCGCCUCCAAGAACCUCGAUGCCAAGACCUCGACGCUCGUCGUUGCCGCAGCGACGGCCAAGGACGCCACCGAUGCGACAAGGCGCAGCUAUGUCAUCGAGCGCGUCCUCGACGGCAGCCUAAAGUCGGCCGAUCAGAUCAACGCGGCCUACAAGUUCCUCGAGAGCAGCGGCGGCAACCCUGACAAGGCCGCGUUCGACAGGGAGUGCGGCGUCGGCGUCACCGUCAGCCCGGAGCAGUGCCGCGCUGCGGUCGACUCGUACAUCGCCGCCAACCAGGCCGACAUUGACGCCGUCGAGGGCUGGCCCAAGCUCAGCGGCAUCCUCGCCGGCGUCAAGACGACGCCCGAGAUGCGCUGGGCCAACGCCAUCGACAUCAAGAACGCCGUCGAGGCGGCACUUCUGGAAAAGUACGGGCCCAAGAAGGCGCCCGCGCCCAAGGAAAAGGGCGCCAAGAAGGCCAACGCGGCAAAGGCCUCGGCCAAGGACGGGCCCGCCAAGGAGGCCGCAGCAGCCAGCGGCACCGUCGACCCGGAUGCCAUGUUCAAGGAAGGCUUCCUCGCGGCCCUCCACAAGCCCGGCGAGAACCCGCAGAUCAAGCCGGAGCUGCGCGAGCAGCACCUGGCUGCGACCAAGGGCAUGGUCAUGACGCGCUUCCCGCCCGAGCCCAACGGCUUCCUGCACAUCGGCCACUCGAAGGCGAUCGCCAUCAACUUCGGCUACGCCCGCUUCCACGGCGGCCUCACCUACCUCCGCUACGACGACACCAACCCCGAGGCCGAGGAGGAAAAGUACUUUGAGAGCAUCCUCGAGAUGGUGCGGUGGCUCGGCUUCGAGCCGUUCAAGAUCACCUACUCGAGCGACUACUUCCAGCGCCUCUACGACCUCGCCGUCGAGCUCAUCAGGCGCGGCAAGGCCUACGUCGACCACUCGACCGGCGACGAGAUCAAGGAGCAGCGCGGAGGCCCCGAGCGAGGCCCGCGGAAGCCGAGCCGGUACCGCGACCGCCCCGUCGAGGAGUCGCUCCGGGAGUUUGAGGACAUGAAGAACGGCAAGUACGCGCCAGGGACGGCCACGCUGCGCAUGAAGCAGGACCUCGAGAACGGCAACCCGCAGAUGUGGGACCUGAUCGCCUACCGCGUGCUCGGCGCCGUCCACCACCGCACGGGCACCGACUGGUGCAUCUAUCCGACCUACGACUUCACGCACUGCCUCGUCGACAGCUUCGAAAACAUCUCGCACUCGCUUUGCACGACCGAGUUUGUGCUGUCGCGCGAGUCGUACGACUGGCUGUGCGACGCGCUCGAGGUGUACAAGCCCAGGCAGUCCGAGUACGGCCGGCUCGACCUCGAGGGCACCGUCAUGUCGAAGCGCAAGAUCCUCAAGCUCGUCAAGGAGGGCCACAUCGAGGACUGGGACGACCCGCGCCUCUUUACGCUCAUCGCCCUGAGGCGGCGCGGCGUGCCUCCCGGCGCGAUCCUCUCAUUUGUCAGCGCGCUCGGCGUCACGUCGUCGCAGUCGACGAUCCAGAUUACGCGCUUUGAGCAGUCGAUCCGCCAGUACCUCGAGAGCACCACGCCCCGGUUGAUGAUGGUGACCAAGCCGCUCAAGGUGACCAUCGAGAACCUGCCCGAGGACUUCUACCUGGAGCUCGAGAAGCCGCUGCACCCCAAGGUGCCCGAGAUGGGCACCAACAAGAUCCCCUUCACGCGCACCGUCUACAUUGACGCCUCGGACUUCCGCAAGGUGGACUCCAAGGACUACUUCCGCAUGGCGCCUGGCAAGACGGUGGGCCUGCUCCAGGUGCCGUUCCCCGUCACCUGCACGUCGUUCAAGGUCGACGACAAGACGGGCGAGCCGAUCGAGGUGGUCUGCACCUACGGCGACGAGUCGACGCCCAAGCCCAAGACCUACAUCCAGUGGGUCGCCGAGCACGCGGCCAGCGGCAGCCCCGUCCGGGUCGACGAGACGCGCAUCUACCACCAGCUCUUCACCAGCGACAACCCGGCCGCCGAGGCCAACUACCUCGACCACAUCAACAAGGACAGCCUCGAGAUUGUGCCGGGCGCCUUCCUCGAGGUGGGUUUCUGGGACGUGGCGCGCAAGUCGAUUGAGCAGGCGCGCAAGGAGGCCGAGGUGCGCACCAGGCACGCCGAGCAGGACGCGGCCAAGGCGCGCGCCCAGACCGACGUGCCCGAAGGCACCGGGGCGGGCGCUCCGCAGCGCAAGCCCGAGCAGCUGCUCGGCAAGGAGUGCGUCAGGUUCCAGGGCAUGCGCACCGCCUACUUUACGCUGGACCGCCUCAGCGGCGACCUGGAUCUGUUUGGCGACAAGUCGGACAAGAGCGGCAAGAUUGUCCUCAACCGCAUCGUCUCGCUCAAGGAGGACAGCAAGAAGGACGACAAGAUGGCGCCCAAGAAAGGCAAGGGCGGCGGUGGCAACAACAACAAGAAGCCCGUUGUCAAGAUGCCUUCCCAGAAGUCUUUCCGCACCAAGGUCACCCUGGCCAAGGCUGCCAAGCAGAACCGCCCCAUCCCGCACUGGUUCCGCAUGAAGGCGGACAACAAGAUCCAGUACAACGCCAAGAGGCGCCACUGGCGACGAACCAAGCUCGGCCUCUAA
This is a messenger RNA of Pseudozyma flocculosa PF-1, 2772 nucleotides long. RefSeq lists its product as uncharacterized. The transcript is spliced from 4 exons. The record is from RefSeq and is a predicted model, not a curated record. Gene Ontology annotation, cellular component: ribosome; cytoplasm; cytosol. Gene Ontology annotation, biological process: glutaminyl-tRNA aminoacylation; translation. Gene Ontology annotation, molecular function: structural constituent of ribosome; ATP binding; glutamine-tRNA ligase activity. Bases 1 to 2772 code for a protein of 923 amino acids. NCBI's taxonomy places the organism in Eukaryota, Fungi, Basidiomycota, Ustilaginomycetes, Ustilaginales, Ustilaginaceae.